CCGGCGGCCAUUGUGAGUUUUGACAGCCGAGGUGGAAAAAGAAGAAGAAGGAGAGGCCAUUGCUACGUCUGCGGCGAUAGAGACAUUCUUUGCGGAGUGAUUUUGUGCUUAAAUACUGUGAAAGGGACACAAAAAGUGGUGUAAGAGGUGAGAAAACGUGUCCACAGAGACAAUCACAAGUGAUACGUUGGACAAAGUGUCAAUUUGUGCCCAGAAGACUUGUGGAAAAAUCCAUUGCAAAUGUCAGCAGGCGUGUCAGAUCAGCGAAUGAAAGGACAAGGAAAUCAAGAUCAUAGCGAUGAAUAUGAAUCGUGGAGACACCAACCGGGAAAUUAUGUACCAACGGAUCACAACAAUACAGGAGCUCAAUUCCAAUAUCCACCAUUUGGCGUAAGCGAUGGCACCUGGUCGAGCGGAAAUGAGAAUUUAGCAAUUCUAGGCGGAUACUCAGCAGCGCAUGAUAACUAUGGCGUCGACAUGUUUGGUCCGUCCUUUGGACAACAAUCCUCGUACAACUACUUCCCGGGGAACGGGGACUACAACACGUGGGGCUCACAGCAGGUUAAUGCGAAUGCGGGUGGACCACAGCAGCAGCAACAGCAGCAGCCGCCGCCGCCGCAGCAGCAACAGCAGCCGCCGCAGCGCAAGCACUAUGAUGACUACUACAGAGAUCAGGCAUAUGCGCACGACAGUCUCAAGGCGAUGGAGCAGGGUAUGCAGGGACUGGGACUCGAGAUGGCGGGUGGUCAGCAUCACGACAAGGAGGCCACAUCGAACAGUGUCAAUUCCAAGGCGUCCCACCACGAUCACCCGUCUCAUCAGCCGAAAGAAAGUGUCCCCAAAAAGAUGACAUGGGCCUCGGUGGCGUCGCAGCCCGCCAAGCCGCAGGUGAACACGACCACGUUGACGGUGAAGAAGAAGGGUCCUGGCAUGCCGCCGCCGCCGAUGGUGCCGGGCAAGCACAAUCUGGACAUCGGCACGUGGGACUCGCCGUCGAAGAAUGGCCCACUGGUGCCGCCGCCUGUGGUGACGGCGCCCCCGCCACCUGUCGUCCCAUCGCCGCUGGUGGUGAAUAAUCAAAAGGCCGCCGGCCAGCCGAGCGCUUCCACCAAUCACCCGGGCAUGGGGCCACCGCCGCCGCAGAUGCACCAGAACAUGGGACCGCCGCCGCCCAAUGAUGGACCAAACAAUCAAAGCAUGCGCCCAGCCUGGUCAGGGCCCAACAGACCGCCCAUGCAAGGACAUCCGGGCAUGGGCAUGCCGCCGCCGCCGCAUCAGCGAUCCAUGGGUCACGGCAGCCACGGUGGUCAAGGUCCUCCGCCGAUGAUGAUGUCGGGUGGAUAUCAAGGACCGCCGCCGAGUCAUCAGCAGGCAAUGCCCCCGCCGCCGGCGUCGGGAAAAAUGCCACCACCGUCACCAUCGGCGAUGUCCGCCAGCGGCGUCGUGCCGGCCAAUGUUCUCGAGAAGCUGCGGGACAAGAACAACUACAAUCCGCUGGAGCUUGACCUCGACAGAGUAGCUAAUGCGAGAUUUUUCGUGAUUAAAUCCUACUCUGAGGACGACAUACAUCGUAGUAUUAAAUAUGAAAUCUGGUGCUCCACUGAACAUGGCAAUAAGAGACUCGAUCAGGCGUUUCGUGAGCGUGAACGUGAGACUGGCGUAGUGUAUUUGUUCUUUUCCGUGAAUGGAUCCGGACACUUUUGUGGUAUUGCCCAGAUGUUGAGCAAUGUGGAUUACAAUUCGAAUUCGAGUGUGUGGUCGCAGGAUAAGUGGAAGGGCACGUUCAAAGUGAAGUGGGUGUAUGUGAAGGAUGUGCCCAAUAUGCAGUUGCGCCACAUUCGCUUGGAGAAUAAUGAGAACAAAUCUGUGACGCACUCGCGUGACACACAAGAGGUGCCCCAUGCCAAGGGGAUUCAGGUGUACAAGAUCAUCCAUGCCUACAAGCACACCACGUCGAUCUUCGAUGACUUCAUACACUAUGAGAAGCGCCAGGAGGAGGAGGACUCGCGCAAGCACGUCGAGCCGCCGCCCAAUCAGCCGUACGAGCGACACUUUGGCAACCACAACAGUCCAUACGACAAGCCACACCAUGGAUAUGAGCGCGGGGGUGGCGGAGGUGGAUACGAUAAGCCGCCGAUGAAGAGCUACAGUCGAGGUGGCGGAUACGAUGGGAAGCAACAGUACAGCAACUACGACAAUCGUCGUCCUCCGCCACCGCCGAAAGAUCACUACGAUGGAGGCUAUCAUCCUCGUGAUCCCGGACAGCAGGACUACAACAGUCGCAACAACAACCGCGAGCCGCGUCCGAUGGAGCGCCACGACAGCGGCGGCAGCGGCGGCGGUGGCUACAAUCAUCGCGACGGCGGUCGAGGAAUGGGCCACAGAGAGCAUCACAGGGGUGGCCGCGGUUCCGGUGGUGGCAGCAGAGGACAUCGCAACUAGAGUGUUUUCCCUUCUUGCUCUAUCUUUUGCGAACACUGCGUUUGAUGAUAUCAAUUGAGUGUUAUUUUCUUUCGCCUAAAACAACAACAAGCAACAAUUUAUUAGAGAGAGAGAGAAUGUGUGUGUGAGGCACAAAUGACAGCGCGUGGAAGUGUAUUAGCGAAAUCACACAAAGGGGAAUAAUGAUGAUGAACAGUUGUUUCAAUAGUGAGGGGAAAAUGGACAUUUUGAAAACAAUUGAAAAAAGAUGUUUCCUAUAUAAGAAGAAAGAGAAGAUGUUUAAUCAAUAUUUGCAUCAUAAUACAAAAAAGUAUAUAAAAGCAUAAAACUAACUCUCAGUGUCCUUUUUCAGAGAUAAAAUGAACAUUUAAUAACAGUUGGAUUGCUCUCAGCGCUAAAAGAACAGAGGAUGUUGUGUGUAACUUUUGUCAAAUUCAACGAUGUUUUAUCAAAACUUAGUGAUAGUGCGACGAGGGAGCAAAGUAGAUAAAUGCAAAGUGUGUGAAGAUCGCGUGUGACUAAAUCAAAUGCUGCUAAAUAGACUUCUCCGUGGAGGAGCAUCUCUAAUCGAAAUAGUUGUGCAACACUUUAAUGAUAAAAAUGAAAGUAAUUUCGUUGGUUUCCUAAAUACGAUAAGCCUGACACGAUGAAUAUGUUCAAUAACUUCAAAAGAAUAGUAAAAAAAAAGAGAAAAACCUCCAGAGGAAAUGGCUGAAUUUUUCUUACAAUUGGAGGCGUUCAUAAGGAAAAUGUGUGUGAAAUUGUGACUAAGUGUAGAGGAAUGUUGGACAUUUUCUUCCUUUCCCGCAAGACAGUGUUUAGCAUAUUUCAGGACUCAAAGAAAGUAAAUGAUAACUUGAUGGAACCACACGCAACUCGCCGACAAAAGGAGCAACAAAAUCAUCUCUUCGUUUUAUACAAUAAAUAAAUGAAACACACGCGUUUCAGAGGUAAAAAAAAAGUAUGAGAACUUUUAAAUUUAAGUCCUAAACUAAUGUCAUGAAGUAAACAAUUUAUUUUGUACGUACAAUUAAGUCUGGCUAGAGAUAGGAAAAAAUAAAACACAAAGAAAACGAUGAAGGAUUUAAGAGAAGUUCUCUUUGAAAUGAGAUUGAAAUUGAUUCAUUGUACACUCUACGAAUGUUUAAUGUUAAGGAGAUGAUGAGGAUUGGUUGGAAGAUGAACAUCUUAACGAUGGAUGAAGAGAGAAAAAUGUAUUGCGAAGGACGACGCAGUAAAAAGGAAAAGAAAAGAAAAACAUUGUCAAAAUUAUCCUAAGAGGUGAAGAGAGAGUAUAAUUAAAGUCUUAAAGAUAAUCUAUAUAAAAAUUACUAUCAUGUCCAUUUCAUAUUAAAGAAGAAGAAGAAAAAACUAUGUAUUAAAAUUUGUCAAAUGGCAAGAAUAUUGUGAAGAGAAUUGUUUAACAUUUUUAUUAUCUUUUUGCAUUGAGACUGCACAGAGGAAGAUUUAUUAGGAGAGCGCGAAAGUGUGUGUAUAAUUUCUUGUAGAUUAUUUGCAUAAAAAAUAUGAACAGAGAGUUGAUGCUUGUAGAAAUUGAGAUGAGACGAUAAAGAGAAGAGAAAAAAAAACAUGAAGAACAAUAAGUACAAAUUUGUUGACAUAAAAGAAGCCCAAGUAAAGGAAAUAAACUCCAAAAGCAGCAGAUAGGACACAAUUUUUUAAAUAGACACUGUUUUAUGGAUAAACUUUUUGUGUUUCGUAACGAGAGAUAUAAGAAAGAGGGAGGGAGAAAGAGGCAUUGAUAAUUUGUUGUGUAUAAAUUAUAUUCGUCAAUAGUGGAAGACCUUUUUGAAUGAUCCCUGAUAUGCAGUUUUUUUAUUGUGUAGGAAAGGAUGAAAAGUUUAAUGGGAAGGCGUUGAGAGUGCAAAAUGAUUAAUAAAUAAAAAAAAAUAUG
Molecule: messenger RNA, 4357 nt
Organism: Phlebotomus argentipes
Lineage: Eukaryota; Metazoa; Arthropoda; Insecta; Diptera; Psychodidae
Gene: Ythdf
Product: YTH domain-containing family protein 3
Exons: 8
Coding region: 241-2442 (733 amino acids)
Biological process (GO): mRNA destabilization
Cellular component (GO): cytoplasm
Molecular function (GO): mRNA binding; N6-methyladenosine-containing RNA reader activity
Source: RefSeq, a predicted model, not a curated record